GGUUCACAAGAGCAAGCCUUUUUGACUACCGUUACCAAUCACGUUUACUCCCAGCUGUUUUUUAAUAUCUGAAAUUAGUACGCAAGCACGAUGUAUCGGGGAAUCUUUAGAAGGAACGCAAUGCAUUCCUUUAAGACAACACAGACAACACAGCUAGUUGAGAUCAUGUGCUUUUAAGAAAAUUUAAGUCGAUUCGUCAAUCUAGAUCAUUGCUUAUAUUGAUAUGAGUAAAGUUACUAAGAGACGUAAACAUAAUUUUCAUGAAUCUAGGCAUCCCUACAGAUUAAAACAGCAACAAGGACUUUGGCCGACCCCCUAACUUAUUCAGACAACUGAAUCAAUAAAGUGUUCUUAUAAUAGAUGUUCACUUCUAGCGAUCACUGUAUAAGAAAAAAAGAAUGCAAAACAUUGGCUGAUUCAAUCUCUAAGAGACAAAGAGCUCGAAUAAAAAACCAACUUUCAGAACUCCAACACGAAAUCCACAUCAUGGAAAAUUCUCAACAGAAGAGUAUUGAGGAUAUCGACGACGAAAAUACGCAAUGUGAAAUUUUGGAAAUUGAUCCUUCCGAAUCAUCUCAUUCUAAUGUGGAACCGAAAAUUCAUUGCGUUCUUGCAAAAAACUAUCCAGAUCAAUUAUCUAAUUGUAAUCUUGAUGAAAUUUCAAAAAGUUCAGUAAAUUCAAUACCAGAAAAUUUACCAAUUUUAGAAUCUAUCAAAUAUGAACAGAAAAAAGUAACUACAGCCUCCAGUGCAAAGCUCAUAACUGGAGGGUUUUCAACUAAAAGCGAUGGUUCUAAAGUAAAAGAGAAAGAAGAUUUAAAAUUAGAUGACGCAUGUUACUCUAAAAAAAGUAAUACUUUUGCACGUAGAACAAGUGAAGAACAAAAUAAAACUAUCGAAGAAUCAUGUUUGUAUGCAGAAAAGAAAUCUUUAGAAACACAGCAACAGAGACAAGCUUUAACGAAAAAAGGAAUAUUCAAGCACGCAACUCACUCAACUUCUUCCCAGUCUACUAUAACUGUGGCUUCAAAGGCCACCAUUGCACCAAGCAUGCAAAUUUCAAAUGAAUUGAAUGAUAAAAAUUAUUCCAUCCACCCAAAUAUUAAGCCAUCAAUAGACUGUAAAGGAGAUGCGCCACAAAAAACUUUGGACGAUAUCGAUAAAUUGACUUCCAAAUCGAAGUCGCAAGAGAUAGAAUUAGUUAAAAAAAAGUAUUCGGAUUUUAUCGAAAAUCUUGUGAAUCGCCUUAAAGACGAUAAAGAAAAUCGCAUUAAUUUGAAUGAUGCAACUAAGUCAUUUUUCGUGGAUCAAAUUAAUGAUAUAAUUCAGAAAUCUUGGGCUGUUCCAACUCAUGGGCAUGAAUUGGGUUUGAGCUUAUGCGAUUCAUUACGAACAAAUGGUGGGCUCAAUUUGCUUAUAGACAAUUGCAUUUCAAACGAUGACCGAUUGCAAUUUUCAUCGGCACGUCUUUUGGAACAAUGUUUGACAACAGAUAACAGAGAGCAUAUCGUUGACUCAGGUUUAGACAAAGUUGUAAAUGCUGCGUGUAUGUGCACCAAGAGAAUAAAUUCAGUUGAACAUGCUCGAGUUGGUACAGGAAUUCUCGAGCACCUUUUUAAACACAACGAAAAUACCUGUAGCGAUGUAAUUCGAUUGGGUGGUCUCGACGCCGUACUUUUUGAAUGUCGAAAAAAUGACGUGGAGACUUUGAGGCAUUGUGCUGGAGCUUUGGCAAAUUUGUCUUUGUAUGGAGGUGCCGACAAUCAAGAAGCCAUGAUUAAAAGAAAAGUCCCAAUGUGGUUAUUUCCUCUUGCUUUCCAUAAUGAUGAUAACAUAAAGUACUACGCUUGUUUAGCGAUUGCAGUUCUAGUGGCAAAUAAAGAAAUCGAAGCUGCUGUUCUCAAAUCAGGGACAUUAAACCUCGUUGAACCAUUUGUCACCUCACAUAUUCCUUACAAUUUUGCCAAAUCAAAUUUAGCUUACGCUCAUGGACAAAGCGAGAAUUGGCUCUUAAGACUAGUCCCUGUACUCAAUUCUAAACGCGAGGAAGCUAGGAAUCUUGCUGCUUUUCAUUUUUGUAUGGAAGCCGGUAUAAAAAAGCAACAAGGAAAAACAAGCAUAUUCCGAAAAAUUGGAGCUAUUGAGCCUUUGAAAAAAGUCGCUGGUUGUCCCAACGCUAUCGCUUCUAAAUUAGCUGCUCAUGCUCUGAAAUUAAUGGGCGAAGAAGUACCUCAUAAAUUGAGCCAACAAGUACCUUUAUGGUCAACUAAAGAUGUACUUGAAUGGAUCAAACAAAUUGGAUUUGAACAUUUCAUUACUAGCUUUGUAGAAAGUCAAGUUGAUGGAGAUUUGCUCCUAUCCAUAACCGACGAACAUUUAAAAGAAGACAUCGGUAUGUCAAAUGGGAUUUUAAGACAACGGUUUACGAGAGAACUACAUAAUUUGAAAAGAAUAACGGAUUAUAGCAGUAGAGAUACCGGAAAUUUAAAUUCAUUUCUGCAAUCUAUAGGACAAGAAUUUUCCAUAUAUACAUACACCAUGUUAAAUGCCGGCGUUGAUAAGGAUACAAUCAAAACCUUGACCGAAGAUCAACUUUUAACUGAAUGUCACAUUACAAAUAGUAUUCACCGAUUACGGAUCUUGGAAGCCAUUAAAAACUGUAACGCUAAUCAAUUUAUUACCAGCGCGAAUGAAGAAUCUGACAAAUCUCUCGAUGUAUUCGUCAGCUACAGAAGAUCAAAUGGAUCACAACUGGCAAGCUUAUUAAAAGUUCAUCUUCAGCUCAGAGGUUUUUCAGUUUUCAUCGAUGUAGAAAGACUUGAAGCAGGAAAAUUUGAUAAUAAUCUCUUGCAAAGCAUUAGACAAGCAAAACACUUCUUAUUAGUGUUAACACCGAAAGCUUUAGAAAGAUGCGUCAAUGACACAGAUUGCAAGGAUUGGGUGCAUAGAGAAGUUGUUGCUGCUCUGCAAUCCCAAUGUAAUAUAAUACCAAUCAUUGACAAUUUUCAAUGGCCAGAACCUGAAGAUCUUCCAGAUGAUAUGAGAGCAGUGUGUCAUUUUAAUGGAGUUCGUUGGAUUCAUGAUUAUCAAGACGCAUGUGUAGAUAAGUUAGAAAGAUUUAUGCGAGGAGAACUACCAGUUAAAUCCGAGUAAACUAAUAGGAAACAAUUAUGAAAAAAUUUAUAAUGAAGCAGUCAAGUAAAACAAAAAGUAUUCACGUCGAUUUCAAGCUCAAUAGACGAAAUUUGGACGAAAAAAUCAAUUAUAUUUUUGAAAUUAACUGUUGUAAAUUUAUAAUUAAUCGCUAGAAUUGGAUCCAGUCACCUCUGGAAUAAUAUUACUUGGAUCCAAUAUUGCUUCAUAACCCGUCAACGUGUUCACCAAGCUUACAGUCAUUUGUCAACUCAGUCACUAAUUUUAUAAUUUAAUCAAAGUCCGCCUACUUAUUAAAUAUUUUUUACCAUAUCGAAAAACCAAGCAAACAAUAUAAUAACGCUAUCAAUGUGUAUUUAAAAGCAUCCAUCAUCAUUGUAAAUUUAGAAGCUACGAGAAGUAUCGGGACUCACUACGCGCAAGUAAAUUUUGAUACCUACUGAAUUUUUAUUGGGAAAUAAUGUGGGCGCGAUCUGGGUGUUAUAUUAAUCACUACGGUAACUUGUCUGCGGGUCAAGAUCGGGUAAUCAUUUACAAAAAGUAUUUACAUUUGACUUGAUAAUUUGAACUGAAAUUCAAUUACAAAUUGAAAAGUAAUCAAAGUAAUCUUAUUAAAUUUUCAUAAACUUGUAAGGGUAAUGUCAGUACUCAAUUCACGAUACGAAUGGGAUCACUAAGCUAGAUGCUGACGACUAUAUUGUCAUCGGCCUAAUACUGACUCGACUAUACACUGGUUAUUGAGAAACACCCUAGCGCGCUUCUUGAUCAUCAAUCGCAUAGUCGUAAGCCCACGGCGCAGCGACGAUCCAACUAAAAACUGAAAAUAUUGCAACUUGCAAUCUCGCUCUCCCGGCUACAAGUACCGGGCCGCUUGACUAUAGGCUGAGGAAAAUCAUUAUCCCAUUCAUCAACAGCUGACCUGUUAAGAAAACGAUAAGUUCUAACAAAUACGAGAUAAAGUGGCGCAAGUAUACAUCAAACUAAAUUUUACUAUGCGCCAUUUUAUUGAGUAUUUAUCAGAACCUACUUUUUCAAUCGGACGACCUAUAGUUAAUAAUUGGAUUAACUAACUCUCUGCUAUUGGAAAAUAGGUGGUAGGCUUUUUUCGUACAAGGUGGCGAAAGAGAUUCGAUAUCAACACGGUCGAUCUUAUGGGAUCUUCAUUUCAUCUUGAGAUGUUCAUUUCCAAAAAAUUUUGACCCCGCAAUGAUUUAAUUAAUUUACCUUCGCCUUAAGUGCAAUGUUGACUUCAGCUGCUACUGUGGCGUUUAAAUGAGGUAAAAGUGACGUUUUGAACAAGCUUGUGUAUAUUUAAUAAAAUCUAUCACCUAUUUCCCAAUAGCUUCUGUCAUGAAACACAAUUAUAAUUACAGGUAACAUAUUGUGCGCGCCGGACUAUUUGUGCUUGUUUAGUCGUAAAAAAGUGCCUCUAAUAUAAUAAUUUUGAUAAAUUCAUAUAAGUGCAGUGCCUUAAGUCGCUUUAUAUUUCUGCCAAUUACAGUGCAAAAAUUGUUAAAGGUGCAGGCGACCAAACUUUGCACGGCAUUCAAGUCACGAUUAAAAAUAUACUUGAAAUAUUUUCUAUAACCAUACUUAUAAAAUCAAUUUAUAUACGUACUUCGUACGCAUUAAUUUUUUAAUCGCGUUUUAAAAAGGUUGCUAUUGUGACCGCAGUAUCCUAUUUCGACUCGAGCCAAAAGAAGCUCGACCAAUCUAAAGUCUUUUAAAACGGCCUCGAUUUUCGGUCCUUCAAUUUUUUAUAAAUUUUUUAAUUUUUUAAUAUUUGUCGAUGUAUGUAAAUUUCUCUAUUUCUUGGGCGUAAUCGGAUCUUUGUUCAGAAAAUAUUUCGCCAUAGUCAUAAACAAUAAGUAAUGAUAAAAUAAAAAUUUUAUAAAAGUUAUCUAAUUCCACGUAUUAAAAUUACCUGCA
This is a messenger RNA of Trichogramma pretiosum, 5082 nucleotides long. RefSeq names its product sterile alpha and TIR motif-containing protein 1 (gene Sarm). The transcript is spliced from 7 exons. NCBI's taxonomy places the organism in Eukaryota, Metazoa, Arthropoda, Insecta, Hymenoptera, Trichogrammatidae. The coding region runs from base 361 to 3153 and encodes 930 amino acids. Gene Ontology annotation, cellular component: dendrite. The record is from RefSeq and is a predicted model, not a curated record. Gene Ontology annotation, molecular function: NAD+ nucleosidase activity; signaling adaptor activity; protein binding. Gene Ontology annotation, biological process: signal transduction; response to axon injury; negative regulation of MyD88-independent toll-like receptor signaling pathway.